AUGCCAUUGAAUCCGAGAGACGAAGGUGCCAACAAGGGAGUGAAGACCAGGGCUCAACGUGCUGCAGGAACAACGGACGUGGAAGAAGGCGCCUCGCCCACAUCAGGACACGCUCACAUCGGAACAAGCUCCGUGGAAGUUUCAGUAGUACAUGGAUUAAGAGCCAAAGUCAUACUGGAUUUGACGCAUGUACUCUUUGAACUAUGCUCCUUGUGGAGCUUUUACAACGAGGCUACAUUCGAAAUACUUUGCCAGACUUCACAGCGAAUCGAAUUGAAUUGGCCUUGA
Messenger RNA from Arctia plantaginis, 288 nucleotides. Lineage: Eukaryota; Metazoa; Arthropoda; Insecta; Lepidoptera; Erebidae. The record is from the annotation of a GenBank genome assembly.